CCUAUAAAUACGUACCGACCAAACCCCCGUCCUGGUGCUUCAUUGCCUUGCCGCACCCGUCCCUCUGACUCCCACACCCCCACGCCACGCCACGCCACGCGGCGAGAAGAUGGACAAGCACGCCGCCGCCGACGCCGCCGCCGCCGCAGCAGCAGCAGAGGACGUCGAGACGGGCGAGCACGAGCGCAAAGGGACGGUAUGGACGGCGACGGCGCACAUUGUGACGGCGGUGAUCGGCUCCGGCGUGCUGGCGCUGGCGUGGAGCGUGGCGCAGCUGGGGUGGGUGGCCGGGCCGCUCGCGCUGGUGGGCUUCGCGUGCGUCACCUACUACACCUCCACGCUGCUCGCCAACGCCUACCGCGCGCCCGACCCCGUCACCGGCGCCCGGAACCACACCUACACCGACGCCGUCCGAUCCUACCUCAGUCCCAGAGAGGUGUUCAUGUGCGGGAUCGCCCAGUACGGCAACCUGUGGGGCACCAUGGUCGGCUACACCAUCACCGCCACCAUCAGCAUGGUUGCGAUCAGGAGGUCGGACUGCGUGCACGAGAACGGCCAGGGCGCGCGCUGCGACGCGCCGGGCACCGUGCUCAUGCUCGCCUUCACCGUGGUCCAGGUGGUGCUGUCCCAGUUCCCCGGCCUGGAGCACAUCACGUGGCUGUCGGUCGUCGCGGCGGUCAUGUCGUUCGCCUACUCCUUCAUCGGGCUCGCGCUCUCGGUGACGGAGUGGGCGUCGCACGGCCUCCGGCCCGACGGGAGGAUCGCAGGCGCCACCGCGGCGUCGUCCAGCAAGAAGACGUGGGACGUGCUCCUUGCCCUUGGGAACAUUGCCUUUGCCUACACUUUCGCAGAAGUGCUCAUUGAGAUCCAGGAUACACUGAAGUCCCCACCAUCUGAGCACAAGACCAUGAAGAAGGCAGCAAUGUAUGGAAUCGGAGCCACCACCAUAUUCUACAUCUCCGUUGGCUGCGCCGGAUAUGCCGCAUUUGGUUCAGAUGCUCCCGGCAACAUCCUUACGGCCCCCGGAUUAGGGCCAUUCUGGCUCGUCGACAUCGCCAACAUGUGCCUCAUCCUCCACCUUAUUGGGGCAUAUCAGGUCUAUGCACAGCCCAUAUUCGCUACAGCAGAGAGGUGGAUUGUCUCCAGGUGGCCAGACACCAAGUUCAUCAGCAGCGCAUACACCGUCAGCAUCCCGCUCAUGCAGCGAGGCUCGGUGACCGUCGCGCCCUACAAGCUCGUCCUACGGACGGUCAUAGUUAUUGCAACAACUGUGGUGGCAAUGAUGAUACCGUUCUUCAACGCGGUGCUAGGGCUCCUCGGCGCGUUCAGCUUCUGGCCGCUAACCGUGUACUUCCCCAUAAGCAUGCACAUUGCCCAGGGGAAGAUCACCAAGGGGACCAAGUGGUAUCUCCUGCAAGGUUUGAGCAUGGUCUGCCUGAUGAUCUCAGUGGCAGUGGGGAUAGGCUCUGUGAGCGACAUCGUGGAUAGCCUGAAGGUCUCCACCCCUUUCAAAACUGUCAGCUAGAGGAUGUACAAGACUUGUAGAAUAGCGGUUGAAUCUGUAGGCUGAGUCUCUGUACUGUAUCGUAUCAUUUUUCUCUGAUGUCCACGUAUCGGGAUGUGAUAUCCGAUCAGUUCCGCAAAGAUUUGGAGCUAACAGCUUAGCUGGAUCGGUUGUAAUGACCCAUUGGCUUGUUUCUACUACCUCUAAAUAAACUUGCAAGAAUGACUAACAUGUGAAA
Triticum urartu is the source of this 1742-nucleotide messenger RNA. RefSeq names its product amino acid permease 6-like. The record is from RefSeq and is a predicted model, not a curated record. Lineage: Eukaryota; Viridiplantae; Streptophyta; Magnoliopsida; Poales; Poaceae.